UAAUAAGAUCACCAAAAGAUUUUGAAUUUCAAAGGAAAAAAGAAAAAGAAAAGAAAUAAGAUGCAACAGUAAUAAAAAGCUUUAUUAUUUUUGCUUUUAGUAGGAGUAAAUGUUUGCCUUGGUUAGGUUAGUAUUCCUCUUACCAAGAGAACUAUUAGCUUAUAGGGCAGCACAUACAAUCAAGAUUCUGUCUAUACUUUCGAUUUAGUAGUUAACUAAAACGGUCAAUAAAUAACAUUAAAUUCUAUUGUUGAUAUCCAAAGUGCCUCUAACUUCCUUAUUGAUUAAAUUUGUAAUAAUUGUUUUAAUAGUAAAUCCACAGCUUAAGAUGCUUUCGUCUGUGGCAAAUCUUGCAGCCAACCUUAAAGUCCUGCUGAUGGUACUUACCACAUCAUCGGUGGCAAGAUUUCUACUGUAUAGUACAUUUCCUUAAAUAUCCAAGCUAGACUCUCUAACUAUGAUAUCUCUCUCUAGAGUGUCAAUGAUAUUACUUAAUUAAAGGAUAACUAUGCUCUCCCCACUAACAAGUGCUAUUUAGAUUAAGUCAAGGCAGGUUUAGGUUUUGGCGCUCCUGCUUUGCAAGCUCCCACUUCCCCCUUGUCAUAGAUUUACGAAAAAUUGUAAGUAUAAAAUCCUGGUCUUGACAAGCAAUUCUCUUUAUUCUUCAACUAAGAAAUGGGUAGAUUGUUGAUUGGUAAGAAUGAAAAAUUCUUCCAAAACGGAGAUCUCUAAACUUUCAAAGUUACUGAAGACGAAGAAGGACAAAUUAAUUUCGGUGUUACCCUUGGACCUUACAUUAACGCUAAGGGCUUAAAAGACAUCUCAACUGUUGAUAGCACUCUUCCUGAUGCUCAAUCAACAAGCAAUCUUAACACUGUUUACUUCGACAGCACAUCCAAAUAUAUUGUUUUACCCUUGGUUGUAUUCCAAAGAUUAAAUAAAUAAAUCUUCUCUUUCAAUGGUUGCAGUGCUGACUAAUCUGGUAACUAUAUUUGCGACUGUGAAAGCAGUUCUAGCACUUAUGUUCCUCUCAUUUUCUCUUUUAUUAAUGAUCCUUCUAAGAAAACCACUGAAAAUAACAGCGUUAAAUUUACCAUUUAACCCAGUGACUAUCUUGAAAAGAUUAAUGGUGGUGCUAAAUCUGGUUAAUGCUUGCUCCUCAUUACUUCCGCUGAUAACUCUGAAACAAAGGACUUCCAUUUCGGUACCUCUUUCUUACAAAACUACUACUCUAUUUACAAUUUCGACAAGAAGCUCAUUUCAAUGGCUCCUUCUCAUGGUUUUGUUCCCUCUGAGCUUACCCUUGACAACAACUAUAGAAUUCCCUUCAUCAUUGUUGGUGCUAUUUUAGGUUUCUUAUUAGUUAUUCUUAUUCUUUGCCUCCUUAAGGGUGUUAAAGUCCCAUAAGAAGAACCCUAUUCCGAUUACAUUAAGCCCCAUUAAACUACCACUGUUAGUUACCUUGUUAGAUCUCCCAGAGAAGUCGAAUCUAUUCAACAAAUUACUAAAUCUAUUAAAUCAACUGCUCCUAUUGGUACCCCUAUCCAUGCUAGAGUUAUUAAUUCCGCUGUCAGCGUUGGAUAUCCCCAAUAAACUUACUAUGCCCAAUAUUGA
Molecule: messenger RNA, 1614 nt
Organism: Tetrahymena thermophila SB210
Lineage: Eukaryota; Ciliophora; Oligohymenophorea; Hymenostomatida; Tetrahymenidae
Product: eukaryotic aspartyl protease
Exons: 3
Biological process (GO): proteolysis
Molecular function (GO): aspartic-type endopeptidase activity
Source: RefSeq, a predicted model, not a curated record